GGGGGGGGCUGGUUGCGUGGCAAAGACCAACAGCUCAUCACGAGUAAACCAAUGCAGAUCCAUCCGUUGCGACUCUCUUGCGCUGCUUGUUUGGAGGCACGAGUCCGCCACACUGUUCGCCUUUGCUACCUCCCAACGACGCAAGCAUCCGCGGAAGCGACAAUGGCCAGAUGCCACAGGGAACACAACAUUGACCGCCUCGCCAGCGAUUUUGAUGGGUUCGUCCCGUGGCAACGAUGUCGUGUUCUUCGCCUGGAGUCGCUUCGUAACGCUCCUCGCAAUUCUUCUCUUGAAGCAUUCGGCGGGAGACGGACCAAACAGAUUCCGUACGCUUCGCAAAUCGGCAGGCUGUUCAUCGAUACAUACGAGGAGCAGUUGUCUAGGACAAGGACGGCAAUCACUUCUUCAACUUCCAUUCUCCAAAGCAUUCUAACCAACUGUCAAAUAGGUCAGCGUUCAUAAGUGCCUUCGGCGUCGCUGAUAUCAUUGCGUCUUUGACCGGGCACUGGUCAAGCACAGUUGUAGCGCAGGUUCGGCCAGGCAGUAUGAAUGCCGGCGAGACGGGGGUGCCAUCUGCAGCAACAAUCGUCAUGCGCGGUGCACGUUCAUCAACAUUGUAGAUGUCGCCAGCGGUGCACAAAACCCAAGGCAGCCUUUCACCAGGUCGAAGAAGUAUUUCGUUAUUCCUUCCUUCGUCACAGUAUUUGAGCUUGGCUCGAUUUUUGCGCAACUCGCUCGGACAGCUCCUGGUGUCGUUUCUCGAAGCGGGCGUACCAACCGCGGCCAACAGUACGAGGCACACCACUGUGGUCAUCCUGACCGCUGCAUAGCGGCGAUCCAUGCCACAAGAUCAUGUUCAAGACCUGCUGAUAUCGACGACUUCACCCUCCGCUUUCCAAUUGAGAUAGUACCAGUUUUGACCAUCAUCUUCUUGUACCUGUACAUGGUAUUGCGUUUGAGUGGUGAGUUCCUUGCUACUUCAUCCGGGGUUUCACCGGCGGCGAGGCGGCCAAGGGUCGCCUCGAAGUCUGCCUUCGUAGGUGGCAUUGAGACAACAACAUGUUUUUCGCGCAUAACUUUCGCAAUUUUGGAUUUCGGUCGUUUUGUCCUCAAAUUCACAAAUUGGCGG
Molecule: messenger RNA, 1129 nt
Organism: Aphanomyces invadans
Lineage: Eukaryota; Oomycota; Saprolegniomycetes; Saprolegniales; Verrucalvaceae
Exons: 6
Coding region: 52-462 (136 amino acids)
Source: RefSeq, a predicted model, not a curated record